Molecule: messenger RNA, 2272 nt
Organism: Contarinia nasturtii (swede midge)
Lineage: Eukaryota; Metazoa; Arthropoda; Insecta; Diptera; Cecidomyiidae
Product: putative ankyrin repeat protein RF_0381
Exons: 16
Coding region: 219-1994 (591 amino acids)
Molecular function (GO): protein binding
Source: RefSeq, a predicted model, not a curated record
GUCUUGACUUAAAUUCGACGCGAGCGAAAUUGUGCGAUAAAAACGACGAUAUAAAUGUGGACCGGAAAUGUAUGGUUUGCAAAACAAAUGAACUGAAUUCGUAACAAUUUAGUUGAAAUUUUGACUUGGUCGUGAUUGGUUCUCAAUUUUUUAAUCGAAUAUAAGUUGUUUAGAAAACACAAAUUUGUUUGAGCCACUCUUAUUUAUUUGAAGAAAAAAUGGUGGCAUUAAAUAAAAUCGUCUACAUUUAUGUUUGUUGUUUUCUAGGGACCAUUUUUGCUGACGAUGAUCACAUGAAGAAUGAAACGGACGUGAGCAACAAUAAUCUUCGCCACCUCGCUGUACGAAUCGAUAAAGAGAAUCAUCAAAGUCAUUCGUUUCACUUCUUUUAUCCUGGCCAUGAAACAGUUGCUGAAACUUCCGAUGAAAAUGAUGCAAGCAUAAGUCGAAGAUCGUUGUGGCUUGGACACCUGCCGCUAUUUUAUGCGGUGAAAAAUGGGCUAACCCACAUCAUCGAUGCUUUGCUUAAGAAUAAUGCAAGCGUAAAUGUGAACGACCAAAAUGGAUGGUCACCGUUGAUGCUAGCUGCAGCUUUGGGCGACGUUAAAAUUGUUGAAAGUCUUUUGAGACAUGGAGCGAAGAUAAAUGCCAUAAAUAUUGACAGAAACACUGGUUUAAUGAUUGCAACUAUGAACGGUUAUGAUCAAGUGGUUGAACUUUUACUUCGCUACGGAGCAGAUGUGAAUCGAAAAAAUAAAUACAAUGAAACUGCCACAAUCAUCGCCUUGAAGAAUGACCAAGAAAAAAUGGUUCGACUUCUGGCAAGGAACGGAACUGAUUUGGAAAUAAAAAACAGUGAUAAAAAAGCGGCACUUCAUAUUGCCGUUGAAAAAAAUCUCGAGAAUAUUGUUGACAUGCUGAUAAAAAACGGUGCAAAUGUUAAUAUCACAGACGGAAUUGGCGAUUCGCCAUUAAAAAUAGCCAUCAAAAAUGGUCACACAGGAAUAAUAACGAGCCUUAUUGAAAGUGGAGCCGAUGUUGACAUCGAUCUUGGAAAAUGGAAUUCGGAUAUAUUCAGUUGCAUUGCACGAGAUGCUAGUGUCCAAGUGAUCAAUAUGUUAUAUGAAAAAGGUGUUCGUUUAAAACCAUAUGCACGCACUGACUGGAUAACUGUGGACACGGAUAAUCUCGAGAAAGCAAUUAAAAACGAAGAUGUAAAUGGGGCUGAACUUUUGAUUAAAAAUUGUAUCGAAGACGUCGAUGGUUUACGACAAUUCAAACCGUUAAAUCUAGCUUCUGAAAUUGGCAAUGUGGCCAUCAUGAAGGUUCUUUUUGAUAAUGGUGCGAAAGUCAAUUCGUUCUGGGAUCGUAGCGCGAUUCAUUACGCAGCCGAACACGACCGAGUAGAUGCUGUUCUCUUCCUCUUGGAUAAUGGUGCCAAUAUCAAUGCCAAAGACCACGAAUACAAAACGCCAAUGCAUUAUGCAGCGGAACGGGGGCACGUGGAAAUGGUAAAAGUACUCAUUGAACAUGGAGCGAAUGUUAAUGAUAGUGACUGGAGAAAGAGACAGGCUAUACACCUGGCUGCCAAGAAUGGUAGAGUGGUUGUUAAAGUACUACUAGACAAUGGUGCCAAUGUAAAUGCUCGCGACCAAGAUAACUGGAGCCCUCUCCAUUUUGCUGUCAAGUACUUUUCGGUUGGAAAACAUUAUGAAGAAGUUAUUGAUAUUCUCAUGCAAUAUGGAGCAAAUCUAAACCAAAAGGAUAAUACUGAAUCAACGCCUAUUCAUAUUGCAGUGACACUGUCGCAUUUUGCGACGUUAAACAAUGGGAAUAUUGAUUUAAUAAAUAAAUUAAUUCAAAAUGGUGCCGAUGUAAAAGUCCGAGAUAGCUUCGGAAGAACACCGCGUGAAAUUGCUCUUAAGUAUGGCUUGCAAAAUGUUGCUCGGAUUUUAAGACGAGCAGAGGAAAUACAGACGAACAAAAUUCGAUAAAUACAAAAUAGUUGACGUUUUAUUUCAUUCUAUAUUCAAAUUUGGGAUUUUUAUACUUGAGAACAGUUUGUGAAUGCUUUAUUUCCAUCCAAAAGAUUUAUUGUUGUAAAUUCGACUUAAUGAAAGAGUUAUUUACCCUGAAUUCCAAUAAAUUGUGAUAAGAUAUAAAUUAUGUGUGAUAAGGAUGAGGUGUGAGUCAAUCAAAGGCGGUUUGUUUUUCAAAGAUUAUUGUUGUCGUUGAAGUAUGCCAUAAAUAAUAAAAAGACGCAUGUGAUUUA